This is a messenger RNA of Metopolophium dirhodum (rose-grain aphid), 5286 nucleotides long. RefSeq lists its product as uncharacterized. The transcript has a single exon. Gene Ontology annotation, molecular function: nucleic acid binding. NCBI's taxonomy places the organism in Eukaryota, Metazoa, Arthropoda, Insecta, Hemiptera, Aphididae. Gene Ontology annotation, biological process: DNA integration. The record is from RefSeq and is a predicted model, not a curated record. Bases 1 to 5286 code for a protein of 1761 amino acids.
AUGGGAAGGCCUAAGCGUCAAGACUUGGACAAUGCUGCUGAUAAUAAACGGUCUUUAGUUCGUGCCCGUGCAUCGCGGGAUGCAUCGUUACGGUCAAUUAAAAAAAUAAAUACUAUAGGCGAAGAAGCUAAAUUAGAUGUUGAACGUCGCGCAUUAUUUGAGGCUCACCAUUUGUCAUUGAAACGGUUCGUUGAUCAAUUUGAGUUAGAACAGCAAGCAGUAUUAAAUUCCCUUGUUGGUUUAGAUAAUGUAGUCGAGUUUGAAAAUGUUGAUGCUGUUGUCACUGAUACUAUGGAAGAGGUAUGUGCAAACAUUCAACUUAUUGCUACUGGCUUCCAUAGCACUUCUGUUAAUGUGACUGCAAAUAAUAAUGUUUCUACUGGUGCACGACACACAACACAGGCAAUUGUGUUACCAAAAAUUGAAUUACCAAAAUUUGAUGGUAAUGUCUUGGGUUGGUUAUCGUUUCGUGACAUGUUUCAAUCACUAGUUCAUGACAACCCUGAUAUUUCUAAUAUUCAACGUUACCAUUUUUUAAUUUUAAGCCUGUCCGGUCCAGCACUUACAGUAGUGAAAGCGAUCCCUUUGACGGCUGAUAAUUAUAUCAUAGCUUGGAACGCAUUAAAACAGUCGUUUGAAAAUCAACGACUAUUAGCUUCUGCACACAUUGACAAAUUGUUUUCAUUUGUACCCUUGAAAAAAGAAUCAUUGUCGUCACUGUCUUCAUUUGUUCAUGUAUUUACUGAAAAUGUCUCUGCUAUUAAAGCACUUGGUGUCCAGGACUUAGCUGGUUUUAUUUUAUUUCAUAUUGGUGCUCGUGUAAUUGAUACAGAGACAAGACGACUGUUUGAAGCAAGUAUUGAACAAAAUGCAGUGCCUAAUUUAGAUAUAUUAUUACAAUUUAUCGCACACAGAUGCAAAAUUUUAGAAAAUGUCGGAACUUCGGUUGGAACUAACGACAAAUCUGAUAGCACUUUUAAAGGUAGUAGUAAAAGAAACAAAAUUGGGCAUCUUGGCAAAACUUCACUGUCAGUUUCAUCUACAUCUACAGCAUCAAAGUGUUUAUUUUGUCAACAUGAACAUCAGAUUUAUCGUUGCUUUGUAUUUAAACGCAAACCAGUUACAGUACGGCGCAAGUUUGUGAGCGAUAAUAGUUUAUGUUUUAUAUGCUUAAAAACUGGGCAUAGUGCUGGCUCUUGUACUGCUUCUUUUACAUGCAAAAAAUGUGAAGGUCGUCAUAAUACACUGUUACAUUUAGAAAAUGUUGGUACAAAGAAUAACAGGGAGAUGACACAGCAAGAAAAGUCAGAUGUUCAGCCCUCUACGUCCAAACCAGUUGAAAAUAGCACUGUGUUCGCAGGUACGAUAUUGACACAAGCAACUGUAGUGUUAGGUACUGCGGUUGUUCGUAUACAAGAUGACACAGGUGGUACUCAUCAGGUUCGAAUUUUGUUAGAUAGUGGGUCACAGGUUUCGGCCAUUACUGCAGAUUGUGCCACCAGACUUGGUCUUAAACGCAACAAGAGUCGUGUAGAAGUAGUUGGCCUCUCUCAACAACCGGUGUCCAAGGUAAAAGGUGUUACUCAGUGCGCGUUUUUCCCGCUUCAGUCAGAUCAACCACUGUUUAAAGCAAAUAAUGUUAUAAUAUUGUCCCAAAUUACUGGAUUAAUGCCAACAUGUUCACUCCCUGCUACGGUGCGCACACGAUAUCAACACCUAGUACUAGCUGAUCCGGAAUUCGAUCAUCCUGGAACCGUGGACAUGUUAAUAGGAGGUGAUUUAUACCCGAUGAUUUUGCAGCCCAAAGCAGACAUUAUCCAUACGCCUGGAUUGCCGUCAGCAAUGCGCACAAAUCUCGGUUGGAUAAUUGUUGGUUCACUCAGGGAUCCUACUUCAUUACCUCUGAUGUCGUUAACUAUUAGUGCAGUACCAGUCAUAAAUGAAACCAUGCAACAAUUUUGGAGGGUGGAAGAACCGACAAUCCCAGUACACCCAACGACAGAAGAUGACCGAUGCGAAGAGUGGUUUUGUAAAACAGUGUCACGGGACACAUCAGGCAGGUUUUGCGUCGCUUUACCUUUUCGGUCUAUAAUUAACGCUCAAUGUAAUUUAAAUCAAGACUUGGCUACGCAUUGUAGUAUUGGUUCCUCUCGUACCAUGGCCUUAAAUCGCUUGUAUAAUAUUGAACGUCGUUUAGCAAAGGAUUCCGAGUUAUAUUCCGCGUAUCGUUCCUUUAUGAAUGAGUAUCUGUCACUCGGUCACAUGCGCGUAGCGGAUAAACCAGGAAAAUAUUUCAUCCCUCAUCACGCUGUGGUCAAACGAGAGAAUGGUAACAUGAAAAUUCGGGUAGUCUUUGACGCGUCGGCCAAAUCGUCAUCUGGCUUCUCACUAAACGACUGCUUGGCGACCGGACCAAAAUUGCAAAAGGACAUUACCGAUAUACUACUUCGAAGUCGUUUCCAUAAGUACAUGUUCAUCGCCGACAUUGAGAAGAUGUACAGGCAGAUCCGAGUUCAUGAUGCCGAUUGCGUAUAUCAACAUGUACUUUGGAGAAAUUCGCCCGACGAUGAAGUCCAAGAAUUCGAAUUAUGUACUGUUACUUAUGGUGUCAACGCAGCCCCGUUCUUGGCAAUUAGAUGUUUACACCAAUUAGACUUAGAAAAUGGAUCUGAAUUUCCUUUAGCGAAAAAUCUAUUAAUUACAUCAACAUAUGUGGACGACAUUGUAGCAGGUGCUGACUCGGAAGAGGAAGCGUUGGAGCUCCAGCAUCAAGUCAUCUCAUUACUACGUAAAGGCGGUUUCAAUCUCAAGAAAUGGGCCAGUAAUUGUGAAGCACUAUUAAAAAAUAUAUCUACUGAAGACCGCGCAAUGGAUGCACCAUUCGAACUUAAGGACGAUCAGUCAGUAAAAGUAUUAGGUUUGCAUUGGGGUACUACAUCGGAUGUCUUAGGUUAUCACAUUAAUAUCAAUAAAGUUAAUCCAACUAAGCGUUCAAUACUCUCAACAAUAGCUCGUUUAUAUGACCCAGUUGGUGCGUUGGGCCCCGUUGUUUUUUGGGCCAAAUGCAUUAUGCAAGAAUUGUGGAUGCAAAAACUGGAUUGGGAUACUUCGCCACCGACACAACUAAUUGACAAGUGGAACACAUUCAUUUCCGAAUUUCCCACGCUAGCUCAGGUUACGUUAACGCGGCACAUUGAUAUCCGAUGUUCAAAACAGGUGGAACUUAUAGGGUUUUCCGACGCCUCUCAGAAGGGAUAUGCGGCAAAUGUGUAUUUACGUGUGGUUGACCAGAGGAAUGUUGUCAAGGUCUAUUUUAUUGCAUGUAAGACCAAAGUUGCUCCAUUAAAAUGCUCUGAUACUGACCUGUCGUUAACGAUUCCACGUUUGGAGUUGUGCGCUGCCUUACUAUUGGCACGUCUCAUCUUCCACCAGUAUAAAGUUUUACAGAGUUUUACCAUCAUUGAUCGUGUCCGUGCAUGGACUGACUCCACGAUAGUUUUGAGUUGGCUUCAGGCUGACCAAAAACAGUUCAAGAUAUUUGUCACCAAUAGAGUCUCCAAAAUCAAGUCAUUAACUCCAGGUUGUGAAUGGGCCCAUGUCAGAACUAUGAACAAUCCAGCUGAUCCCGCAUCAAGAGGAUUACUCCCCUCCGAGUUGAUUUCGAAUUCAUUACAUUUUCAUGGCCCAGAUUUUUUAUUACAAUCUGACCAUCUAUGGCCUGUGUCUACCAUGUCCGAGUUAACAUUACCACCGAUUGAUCAAUUACCUGAGAUGAAGUGCACAGCAAAUGUUUUGCAUAUACAUGAAGAAACGAACUGUGAGUCAAUCAUUCAACGAUUUUCGUCGUUGUCAAAAUUGCAACGUGUGUUGGCAUACUGUUUUCGCUUCGCCCGUCGUCGAAAUAGUCCUAAGAUCAGCGGACCAAUCACUCGGAUGGAAUACGACCAUGCACUGAACGCGGCUGUCUUGUGUACGCAACUGACACAUCUAUCGGAUCUACGUAGACAGAUAAAGAAUCAAGGUUCCAUAACUCCGACAACGACAGCCCAGUUAGCUCCUUUCAUCGACGCAAUCGGGAUCAUUCGUGUCGGCGGAAGAUUAAGACAUGCACGGUUGAAUGAAGAUUCAAAACAUCCAAUCCUUUUACCUCAAAAGACUCAUCUCACCGAGCUAAUCAUUCGACACUUUCAUCAUAUCUCGCUACACGGAGGAUCUCGAUUAGUACUUUCAAUGAUACAUCAAAGAUUUUGGAUUAUUUCUGGCCGAGCAGCUGUCCGCAAUUUUACCUAUUCUUGUGUUCCUUGCACCAGGUUCAGAAGUAUGAACCCACGACCUUUUAUGGGGGAUCUUCCAGCUGCUAGACUGGUAGCAAACCGCCCAUUUUUCAACGUCGGGAUGGAUUACGGUGGACCUUUCUUGGUGCGUGAAAGUCGACGUCGCGGUGCGCGUGCGAAUAAAAUAUACCUCGCGGUAUUCGUAUGUAUGUCGGUGAAGGCCGUGCACUUGGAAACCGUAUCCGACAUAUCCACAGACGCAUUCCUCGCUGCGUUAGACCGGUUUGUCGCUCGGCGUGGCAUUCCGAGUAGCAUGUACACAGAUUGUGGUACAAAUUACGUUGGUGCUGCAAAACAGCUGAAGAAAUUAUUCGAUGAAGCCUCCAAUCAGCAUACCUUAUGUGGUCGUAUGCCUUGCAAGUGGCAUUUCAACCCACCGGGAGCGCCACAUUUUGGCGGGAUAUGGGAGGCUGCCGUCAAAAGCGCAAAAACCCAUUUGAAGAAAGUGAUCGGUGCUCAAGUAUACACGACCGAGGAAUUUACAACUCUCAUGACGCGGAUCGAGGGCGUCUUGAAUUCUCGACCGGUGCUACCGCUCUCCAGUGAUCCAAACGACUUAGGCGUGUUGACCCCAGGUCAUUUUCUAAUCGGGCAACCGUUAUUAGCACUUCCAGAGAAGGAUGUAGUCGAUACUCCAACUAACCGUUUGAGUCGUUGGCAAUUACUCCGCCAAGCUCAACAGUCGUUUUGGCGUCGUUGGAGCAAUGAGUAUCUGCACACCCUACAAGGAAGGCAAAAGUGGUUUAAGCAGACACCAAAUCUGUCCGUUGGCGACCUUGUAGUCAUCAACACACCGUCACGACCGCCCAUGGCAUGGCAGAUCGGUCGAAUCAUCCAGGUCCAUCCAGGUGUAGAUAACAUUGUGCGUGUAGCGACUGUCAAAACGCAAGACGCUAUACUCAAACGUCCUGUUGUCAAAUUGGUAAGACUUCCAGUGGAUCCAAGACCUUAA